Molecule: messenger RNA, 597 nt
Organism: Bipolaris oryzae ATCC 44560
Lineage: Eukaryota; Fungi; Ascomycota; Dothideomycetes; Pleosporales; Pleosporaceae
Exons: 2
Coding region: 1-597 (198 amino acids)
Biological process (GO): endoplasmic reticulum to Golgi vesicle-mediated transport
Source: RefSeq, a predicted model, not a curated record
AUGUCGAACCGCUUCAGCCGCCAAGACGCCCGCGACGACCUCUUCUCCUCCUACAACCGCAGCGCUUCACCCUCAAAAUCCAAAAACAAAGCCCGCGCCUCGCCCUACAGCGGCGGUGGCGGCUACGCCUACACUGCGCCUACAUCGCCAAACGGUAGCCCGGGGUUCGGCGCAUACCCCGGCAGCAGCGCAAGUAAUGGGAAUUUGUACCCUGGUGGUAGCAGCGGUGGAUACGGUCUAGGUGGGAGUCGAGGGAACGACGACGCCAUGUUCCGGAGUGCGACGCCGAAUUCGCGAGGCCAGUAUUCGGCGGCUGUGCUGGAUGAGCUGGAGAGUCAGAACGAUGAGCAUGUUGGUGUGUUGACGAGUAAGGUUAGGAUGUUGAAGGAUUUGACACAUCUCAUCGGCGACGAAAUCCGCGAUUCCACGUCUCUGGCGGAGAAGAUGAACGAUCAGUUUGAAAAUUCGAGGUAUAAGAUCAAGGGAACUAUGACGCGUAUGCUGCGGAUGGCGGAGAAAACGGGGGUGGGCUGGAAGGCUUGGGUUGGGUUUUUUGCGGCUGUUAUACUGCUGUUUUGGUGGGUGUGGUUGGGUUGA